Messenger RNA from Aegilops tauschii subsp. strangulata, 1766 nucleotides. RefSeq lists its product as uncharacterized. Gene Ontology annotation, molecular function: protein dimerization activity. The record is from RefSeq and is a predicted model, not a curated record. Lineage: Eukaryota; Viridiplantae; Streptophyta; Magnoliopsida; Poales; Poaceae.
CGCUUCCUUCCCCAAUUCCCACGAACAGAUACAGGAGCGGCGGCGCGAGGGCAUGGCGAGCCACAGCCAGCCGCCGGCGCAGGAGUUCACCAGGGCCAUCGCCGACGCGGCCGCCGCCGGUGAGGAGCAGGAGCUAGUACCCAGUCCCAGUGCGGGGCACGGCGCCGCAUCACAGCCACAGAGACAGUGGGUCACGCCGCCGGCACCGCCGGCCGCCGCAGUUGUUGAUGCCGCGGAGGGGAGCGUACCUCCAGUGCAGCAAUUUGCUCCAACAACCUCAAUCUCUAAGCCUAAGGCAGUACAGAAUUCAAAACUCAAGAGGAAGAGCAUCGCCAUUGAUUUGAAAACUUUAUGGAGUAGAGCUGGGAAGAAAUCUAGAGCAUGUGCAGGGGCUCUAGUGAACACAAGUCCAAUUGCAGAACAUGUUCAGGUUGAGCAGCAAGUGCAGGUGCAGAACACUUCCCCAUCGAAUCAACUUCAUAGCACUAUGAGCUCCCCUUCAGUUCAAAAUCAGCAGCAGCUACAGAUUGUUGGUGCCACGAACACAAGUCCAAUUGCAGAACCUGAGAUUGAGCACGAAGCAAGCGAAGAAUCUGAAAAUAUAGAGGAAGAGAAUGACACUGAAGAUGCAGUUUACGAUGUUCAGCUGCUUGAACCUGAUCCUGGGAAGAGGAUUGCUAUUGCAGAUUAUGAUGUUAAUGACCAGAACAGGAUUAGAAGAGGAUACAUUGCAAAAGGGGCUUGUCGACCAAAAAAGUAUGCUUUUCCACAACACCCUGUUGUAGGUAUACGUCGAUUUGUAGCUAAAUGGUUCAAGUCUUAUAAAUGGCUUGAGUAUAGUAAAGAACUAGAUGCUGCUUUCUGCUUUGUAUGUUGUCUUUUCAAGGAUAAUUCACAUGUUGGUGGGGAUUGCUUUGUGAAUGGAGGAUUUAGAAAUUGGAAUCACAAGGCUAGUUUUGGGAAACAUGUUGGUUGGAUCAAUAGUGCACACAACAAAGCACAAGAGAAAUACAAUUUCUUCAUUGCACCCAAAACAACAAUCGUAGAGUCAUUUUCUUCAACCACCAAACAAGACAAGGUUCUAUAUAUAGCUCGCUUGACAUAUUCUCUUAAAUGCCUGAGGUUUCUUUUGGGUUAAGGGUUAGCUUUUCGUGGACAUGAUGAAAGAGAAGUUUCACUUAAUAAAGGUAAUUUCCUUGAGCUUCUACAUUGGCUAGCAGAGAAUUUUGAAGAAGUGAAUAAGGUGGUUCUUAAGAAUGCUCCAAAGAACAACAAAAUGAUAGCUCAUGAAAUACAAACAGACCUCAUCAACUCUUGUGCCAAAGAAACUACUAGGCUUAUGAUGGAAGAGCUAGGUGAUAGUUGUUUCUCAAUACUUGCCGAUGAAUCAAGUGAUGUGUAUCUACAAGAACAAUUGGCUCUUUGUCUGCGUUAUGUUGAUAAAAUCGGAAGGGUGGUUGAGAGGUUUCUUGGUAUUUUACAUGUUGCAAACACCACAUCUUUGACACUCAAAACAGCAAUUGAGAGUUUGCUUAUGGAACAUGGUUUGACCUUCUCUAGAGUACGUGGGCAAGUGUACGAUGGUGCUAGCAACAUGAAGGGUCAUGUCAAUGGUCUAAAGAAACUAAUUAUGGAUGAGUCCCCUUCUGCCUAUUAUGUGCAUUGUUUUGCUCAUCAACUUCAGUUAUCUCUAGUUGCUGUUGCUAAGGAGAACCGUGAUUGUGUUUUGUUCUUUCAACAACUUGCUAAUCUAUUGAAUGUUCUUG